GAACAGGCUCUAACUGAAGAGAAAGAGGAAUGAAGCAACUCCUGCCUCUCUUUCUGCUUUUUGUGACAUUUUCUUCUGCGUUUCCUGCAGACCAGAGGGAGGAAAAUGAGGAAAAUAUACAACUGGCUCAGGCAUAUCUCAACCAGUUCUACUCUAUUGACAUAGAAGUCAGUCAUCUCUCUCAAAGCAACAACAGGAGUCUCACAGACAGCAAACUCCGGGAAAUGCAAGCAUUUUUCGGAUUGGCAGCGACAGGGAAGCUGGACUCUAACACACUGGAGAUCAUGAAGACGCCCAGGUGUGGCGUGCCCGAUGUGGGGCAGUAUGGCUACACGCUCCCUGGGUGGAGAAAGCGCAAGCUCACCUACAGAAUAAUGAAUUAUACUCCAGAUAUGCCACAAGCGGAUGUGGAUGAGGCCAUCCAGAAAGCUUUAGAAGUGUGGAGCGAGGUCACACCACUAAUGUUCACCAAGGUCUACAAGGGGGUUGCAGACAUCAUGAUUGCCUUUAGGACGCGAGUCCAUGGUUGGUGUCCUCGUCACUUUGAUGGGCCCUUAGGAGUACUUGGCCAUGCUUUUCCUCCUGGCCCGGGUCUGGGCGGUGACACUCACUUCGAUGAGGAUGAGAACUGGACAACCAAGAAUGCAACAACAGGAUUUAACCUGUUUCUUGUGGCGGCACAUGAAUUUGGCCACUCGCUGGGGCUGUCUCACUCCAACGAUGCCAAAGCACUGAUGUUCCCAAAUUACGUCACCUUGGACCCUGGAAAGUACCCACUUUCUCAGGACGAUAUCAGUGGUAUCCAGUCUAUCUACGGAGGUCUACCAACAGCACCUGUCAUAACAAAGGGAACCAAUGUACCCCACGCCUGUGACCCGGGCUUGACUUUUGAUGCAAUCACCACUCUCCGCAGAGAAGUAAUGUUCUUUAAAGGCAGGCACUUAUGGAGGAUUUAUUAUGACAUUGCUGAUGUGGAGUUUGAAUCAGUUGCUUCAUUCUGGCCGUCUCUGCCAGCUGAUCUUCAAGCUGCCUAUGAGAACCCCAAAGACACAAUUCUGGUUUUUAAAGAUGAAAACUUCUGGAUGGUCAGGGGGUACGCUGUCCUGCCGGGUCACCCCAAGCCCAUCCACACUCUCGGCUUUCCAAGACGCGUGAAGAGAAUCGACGCAGCUGUUUGUGACCGAGACACGAGGAAAACCUACUUUUUUGUGGGCAUUUGGUGCUGGAGGUACGACGAGACGACCCAAACUAUGGACCGGGGAUACCCACGGGCAGUGAUCAAACAGUUUCCAGGAAUUGGUCUCCGCGUUGACGCUGCUUUCCAGCAUAAAGGGCUCUUCUAUUUCUUUCGUGGAUCAAAGCAGUUGGAAUAUGACCUCAAGGCAAAGAACGUUACCCGAGUAUUGAGAACCAAUUCUUGGUUCAGGUGUAACGAACCAUUAAACUCAUCAUUUGACAUUGAAGGAAAGGUCCAUUCAGGAGGAGAGGAGAUAUUAUAUCAUCUAAGUUUAAUUUUGUUUACUUUAGUAUUUUUUAUCUGCUGAAAAUCAUUUAUAGUUAUCAAUAACUUCAUAAAAUAAGCCUCAAGAAAUCCUUUAAUCUGAACUCUGCCCAGAAGAAAAGAGAGCCAUUCUUCAACAUCAAGUUACCAGUCUGAGAUUUAAAUACCUACUGGGUAAAGGAUUCAACAACCAUUUCUACUUGAUUCUUUUCAAUAGGAAAUCAUUAAUUUUAGCUAUACUUUAAGCCUAUUUCAUGCUUACAGACUUGGAAAAGUAAGACAUGUCUUAUAAUUAAAUACUAACCACAUUUAUUAAACCAAUCUUCAGCACUCAGUUUUGUCUGGUCCUUCGGAGUUUCAGAGACCCAGUAAGCUGCACAGGCCAUCCCUAUGCACGCCCUGGCCUCAGGUCAUCUGUUAUUCCGGCUCCUAGAGAAAGCCAAGAGCCUGGGUAGAGGAGGUGUGUUACACCAGAAGUAGUUCCCCAGGAACUAAGGAGCUGGCAAGGGAGGAGAGAACUGCUCCCCCUCACCUCCCAAACACUGACCUUUGCACUUCUCCAUUCCUUACAGAAUAUAAAAUAGUUAUGUGCACACUGAUAGCAUCAACCAGAAACACAAGGAUCUCUUCUUUAUGUCUGAUUCAUAGUGUCAUCAUUUAAGCCUAUGAAUAGAAGUUCCUUUAUUCCACUAUGCACUUGUAAAUUUUUACAGUUAGGUUUUGUCUUUUGACUCUCCAAGCUAAGUGUCCAGCAAAGCUGUUCCUACAUUUUCUCACUGAGAUGGGAGAUGUUCAGCUGAACUCGGUGUUCCUCGGUGGUGCAUGGAGCACAUGCUUGCUGACAGGAGGGAAGCAGAGAAAGUCUCAGUAACAACAAACUUCACAGACCCUUGCUGCGCCCCUUCUGGCUUUCUCGAGGCCUGUGACUUGGGCCGGAAAGAAGAAAACAAGCAUGAACUCUGUGGAUGACAGCCACUCUCUGUGGAGCUCUGAGUGGCUGAGGUGGAACAGAAAUGAACCCCACAGAGCGAUCGUGUGCUUAAGUUAUUCUUACCUGAGAACAGAGAUAGAAAAUGGCCACGUCUUUG
Molecule: messenger RNA, 2589 nt
Organism: Octodon degus (degu)
Lineage: Eukaryota; Metazoa; Chordata; Mammalia; Rodentia; Octodontidae
Gene: Mmp27
Product: matrix metallopeptidase 27
Exons: 10
Coding region: 30-1544 (504 amino acids)
Biological process (GO): collagen catabolic process; proteolysis; extracellular matrix organization
Cellular component (GO): extracellular matrix
Molecular function (GO): zinc ion binding; metalloendopeptidase activity
Source: RefSeq, a predicted model, not a curated record